Molecule: messenger RNA, 2759 nt
Organism: Cladophialophora immunda
Lineage: Eukaryota; Fungi; Ascomycota; Eurotiomycetes; Chaetothyriales; Herpotrichiellaceae
Exons: 2
Coding region: 864-1805 (313 amino acids)
Biological process (GO): secondary metabolic process
Cellular component (GO): cytosol; cytoplasm
Molecular function (GO): hydrolase activity; carboxy-lyase activity
Source: RefSeq, a predicted model, not a curated record
CUCUAACAAUAAUGUCUCCCUGCCUUUCCUUGCUUGUUUGCCAUAUAUACCUAUUCCACUGCUAUGGGGCAAUUCAUGUUUGGUUCUCACAUGCAAUGUUCAGCCCAGGUGGGAAGGAGAUCUCAUGCUCAAUCACCUUCUCCGACCAAUGUACCUGUAUCUGCAUUUAGACACACACUCACUUCCCCCAUAUCUUGUUCUUUCUCGCUCCCAUGUGCUCUCACCAGGGAGACGUGCCCUUUCUCCUGAUGGCUCGACUUAUAUUCUCUCCCAAAGUCUGCUCUAAGCGAGACCAAGCAUACCCAAUGGCCUCCUCCUCCCCUCCUUCGGCCCUACUUGUCCGAGAAUACCAAUUGCCACUCCUCCGCAUCCGCAAACGGCCGGCAAGAUCCAAGGGAAAGGAGACAAGAGGAGGCCAAUCCUGGCGCCGCUCAGCAACUUCUGUCUAUUGCAUGGCGCCACAUGCAUUUUCUGCCCUGAUUGGACCACCGGAGGACGCCGUGUCUUUCUCUGGGAAAGGAUAUACGAACCGCCAUCCCUCGAAGGCGCAUCCCUUCCCUUUCCGAAUCCGUCAUCUAGCCCCCCGGACCACGGUAGCACAGCUUACUUCUUGAACCUUCUCCUCUGCUGCGGGGUGUGGCACAAAAACGUGAGGCAUCUCAUACUGCUUCCGCUCGAGGUUGUUGAGGAGUUUCCUGGUGUUUCAUCACUUCUACUAUUUGAAGAUCCUCAUAAGACCGAGCGAUCGACCGCGGGAUAGUGUUCCGACGGAGCUAUUCUCAACCGUCUCCAAAGUGAAUCCGGCCAAAUUUACCUAGGUAGCCAGCCUGGUACGAAGAAAGAAGGGAGACCGCGCAUCUACCAUGAGCACCAAAAUCCCUCUCAUUACACUCGAGGAGCAUUUCAUCUCCCAGGCUGUCCUCGACUACUAUGCAUCUCAAGGCGUCGACACGAGUCUUCCAGACUCCAUGGCCCACAUCAUGACCGCCCUCCGGGAGGUCGGGCCCAAGCGUCUUAAAGCUAUGGAUGGUGGCCGUAUUAGUCUUCAAGUCAUCUCUCAUCGACCAAACACUAUCCCCGUCCCACCAGAGGUCUGUACAAAGGCGAAUGACGAGCUUUACGAAGCGAUCAAGGCGUCGCCCUCCCCGGACCGCUUUGCUGCAUUCGCCAUGCUGCCGAUGCUACACCCGGAGGAAGCGGCAAAGGAACUCGACCGGUGCGUCUCACAGCUCGAAUUCGUGGGCAGUCUCAUCGACAACACUGCCAAUGGGCGCUACUACGACGAUCCCUUUUUCUGGCCCAUCUUCGCCGCCCACGAAAAGCUCGACGUCCCAGUCUACCUCCACGCGAUACCGCAACCGAUUACUGAGGCCACGCCGGCGCCAUCGUUCCAUGGGAACUAUUCGCCGCAGGUCUCAAACUUCCUCGCCAACCACGGGUUCCAUUGGCACAGCGACGUUGCGCUGCACGUUCUACGACUAUUUGCAAGCAAACUCUUCGACACGCAUCGGCACUUGAAGCUUUUGCUGGGCCACAUGGGCGAGACGCUCCCUUUUCUGAUUGACAGAAUUCACAAGCUCAUCCAGCGGACCUGGCCGCAUGCCUCAAAACCGAGGCGUCAUCUUCUGCAAGUCUGGCACGAGAACAUCUACGUCACGACGGCAGGCAUGUUCAGCCUGGCGCCCAUGGCUUGCCUGAUCCACAUGUGCUGCGCCGACAAGGUGCUGUAUAGUGUAGACUAUCCGUUUUGCAGCCACGAAGACGGCCUGAAGUUUAUGUACGCGUUAAGGGAAGGUGCAAUGUGAGUGUCCCCUUUCCCUUCUUGCUUCUCGACUUGUUCAAGAGACCUUUUGCAUAUUGCGAGAACGGACAGGUUGACAAUUUUCUCCUUUCCGCCCAUGCAGGAUCAAUGAUCAGGACUUUGAAGCAAUCGCAUACAAGAACGCCGAGAGACUGCUCGACGUCAAGGUGCCGGACGACAACGAAGUGGGGAUGGAGGUCGAAGGCGACGAGAACCAAGGCGAGGCUGACAGGCGGAGCAUGCCCUGGUUGACGAGCACGACCAGCUCGGGUAGCCUCAACGGCGACGGGGCGGCCUUUCCACACAGUCCGCUCGAGACGGUCAGGGAGGAGAGAUAGGUUGGGCCGAAGGUCCAAGGUCCAAGGUCCAAAAGUCUAAUGUUCGAAUACCACCUAAUAACGACGACAACGACAAACGUUAUACAAGACUCGGAUUGACAGUUACCACAUUAACCUCGAACUUCAACAGCAAUCAACCGACUGCCGCGGUUUUGUGAGGUAUAAAGUCUCACAGAACUCAGACAACAGUAUCUUUCUACCUACAACGCGAUACGUGACGACAUUGCGGCAAGACAAGUGAGAGGGGGGUACGGAGGAGGGAAGAGCAGUGUGGUAGUCGGCAAUCCGUGAUCAACGACAAGCUAGAUUUCUUCAUCCCUCGUCAAUCUUCUUCUUCUAUUCUUGAACCCGAGCCACGAACGGGCGGUGAGAGACCAACGGACUGAUGCUGUGCUGAAGGACAACCCAGCCCCGAAGUGUCGGACAGGGGAAAGUGGGGGCUUUGAGCAGGAACAUCUACCUUCGUAUUCGUCGUGUGUUUACCGAACCAUUCCAUAUAUAUGAAGAAACGACUUCACACCUCCCGUUCUCAUUCUCCUGAUGGAGCUUGCUUCUACAGUAUAAUCUCACCAUCCUGGAAAAGCGAGAUGGUCGGGUGUGCGAGAAUAUCAGCUACGAGG